Thermothielavioides terrestris NRRL 8126 is the source of this 672-nucleotide messenger RNA. RefSeq names its product glycoside hydrolase family 11 protein. NCBI's taxonomy places the organism in Eukaryota, Fungi, Ascomycota, Sordariomycetes, Sordariales, Chaetomiaceae. Gene Ontology annotation, molecular function: hydrolase activity, hydrolyzing O-glycosyl compounds. The record is from RefSeq and is a predicted model, not a curated record. The transcript has 2 exons. Gene Ontology annotation, biological process: xylan catabolic process. The coding region runs from base 1 to 672 and encodes 223 amino acids.
AUGGUUACUCUCACUUACCUCGUCGUCGCUGCGGCGGCCAUCUCGGGGACCUUUGCCGCCCCUGCUGCCAAUGCGUAUGGGCCUGAUCUGCCGGACUUCGAGUUUGGACCUCACGACCUCGCCCGUCGCCAGGAUUACAAUCAGAACUACAGAACCGGAGGCAACGUCCAGUUCAGUCCUUCCUCAAACGGCUACUCGGUCACCUUCUCGGGCGCGGGAGACUUCGUUGUCGGUAAGGGUUGGUCGAGGGGUACUGCCAGGAACAUCACUUUCUCUGGAAGCACAACCCGCACCUCGGGCACCGUCCUCGUCUCCAUCUACGGCUGGACUAGGAACCCCCUGGUGGAAUACUACGUCCAGGAGUGGACGUCGGACGGCAAAGGGUCCGCCCAGGGCCAGAAGCUCGGCACUUUUGAGAGCGACGGGGGCACGUACGAGAUCUGGAAGCACCAACAGGUCAACCAGCCUUCCAUCGCUGGCACGUCCACGUUCUGGCAGUACAUCUCCAACCGGGUUGAAAAGCGCCCCGAAGGUGGCACCGUUACCCUCGCGAACCACUUCGCAGCGUGGGCAAAGGUUGGCUUGAAUCUGGGCCAGCACGACUACCAGGUGCUGGCAACCGAAGGCUGGGGCAAUGCGGGCGGGAAUUCCAAGUACACUCUCAGUGCCUGA